Molecule: messenger RNA, 1641 nt
Organism: Chara braunii
Lineage: Eukaryota; Viridiplantae; Streptophyta; Charophyceae; Charales; Characeae
Source: the annotation of a GenBank genome assembly
GGUGUCCUUGUCAAAAAUCAGCCUCUUGAUCCACUGGAGUCGGAGUGCUGUAGUUUGAGUUGUAGGGUCAAUUAUCCCUAAGCGCCCUAGUACUUUUGGUUGUAUGAUUGAGUCCCGAUUGGAACGACACCAGGGGGGGUUGCUGGCUCAAAACGCGCUGACGCUUAGCGCUAACCUGCGCUACGGACCGGCUGGCGAGGUCCAGCCAUACUCCGUGGACGGGGACAGUUAUGGUUCCAUAGCUAUUCUUGGUCAUUGUGGUGUUUGCUUGGUCGCUCUGUCCAGGCGAUGGUGGAAUUCCCACCGGAUACACAAGGGGACGAUACGUCGGUGUGAGGCGUCUGAUUUGCAGGAUUUGACGGCGCGUUUUUUGGACGACAUGGUUCCUAUCGAAGAAUUACAAAGUGGUGCGGCUGAAUGGUUGGAGACUAUAGAAGAAGGCGGUCGCCGUUUGCAGGAGGUUGUGGAUAUUUUGUGUUCGAGCCAUGGUGAUCAGUCAAGGGCUGUAGGGGAAACAGUUACACCAGCGCCAUGGCUGGAGGACAUGAUGCAGAGCAUGCUUGAAGUCAUUUGGGAGUUGGAGGAGGGGCCGGCUCCUUCGAUUGAGGAGUUUGUUGAUUGGCAUCAAGCUCGCUUGCUCAUGCACAGAUGCUACGACAUCUUUAGGAACGACCAGAAUCGUUGUGAAGCUUUGGAGGCGGGAUUGUCGCCUGCGACAACAAAUGAAGACAGCAGAGGCGACAACAGCUUCAGCACCAACAUCGACUGCAACGACAGUAACGACAACGACAAUAACAACGAUAAUAACAUCAACAACAACAACAACAACAAGCUCACGAUUAUCAACUCCAACUCUCUUGGUGUCUUGAACGGCAACGGAGGAGAUGACAUCAUUAGCAGAGGGAUCGAUGUUGGAGGUGGUGAGAGCAUCAAUGAAAACGGCGACAACAACGAUAACAUUGACUUCAACAGUAUUAUCAACAACAGCGACAACAAUAACAACAACAACAAYAAACARCUCAAGAAUAUUAACUACRGCGCUGUUGGCGACAAUAGCACCGACAGGAUUWACGGCAACAAUAACUAUGGUUAUGGCGAUGAGGCCAAGGAUGUCAAGGACGAUUCRGAGAUCGAUCGCGGGUUCGAUCGCGGGUGCGGUGGGAUGCCCAGGGCUGCUGGUUGGCAGCGGAUGGGCGUGGGUURGUUGGCGAGRAGUGGAGUUGACCGGUCUGCAACUCCAAUUACGCAGGGGUGGUGGCCUCUCUGGCGGUAGGGGGACUGUUUAGGGUUUUAUUUGAUACCCCUGUCUUGUGUUAGAUAAUAAUUACUAUGCAGUGUUUGAUGACUGUUUCCCUAGGAUGGUUGUUGAGGACGCUUGUCAUUACGGUUAGGGUUGGGGUUGUCGGGAAACGAUUAUGGUUUCUGACUCUGUUCUGAUUUCGUCCCCCCUCGUUCGCUGGUGAUCACUCUACCUAUCCGCGGAUGGGUGGAGCACGGUAGGGUAAGGAAGGCACGGUUUAUGAGCAGUUAAUCCCCUUUCACAAGGGCAAUCAAUGCUGCUCAUCAUCAUACACUUGUUUACGCACAUACACUACAUGUCGUCACAGAUUUCUGCUCGAAUAAUCAAAUGAUUACCAUGUC